Messenger RNA from Lecanosticta acicola, 686 nucleotides. Lineage: Eukaryota; Fungi; Ascomycota; Dothideomycetes; Mycosphaerellales; Mycosphaerellaceae. The record is from the annotation of a GenBank genome assembly.
AUGUUAACGACCAAACGACCAACGCCGACAACAGUCCUCUACACCGUUUCCACACGCGGCCAAAGCAAAUCCCUCCCCGCGAGACUGUCCACCUACGCAUCCGUCCUCCUCCGCCUCGUGGCGGGAAUUCUAGUCCUCGCCGUCCUGCUCCAUGAAUUCGCGUCUCACUAUCAUCACCACCACCAGGACCAAGCCCACGACCUCCCGACCUGGCUCCUCGGAUUCCGAAAUUUCCUGCUCUGGUUCUACGAAACCACGAAUCUCACCCUCCGCCGACGGAUUCUCCUCUGCGUCGUCACGACCUGGCUAAUUUUCCGGAAAGGCUACACGGAAGAGAGCCUAUUCGUGAUUCGCGGGCUGGGAGUGCAGACGAGCACGAGCAGUUCGAGCUGGCUGUUGGGGACGGGGAAGACGCGGUUCAUCCCCACGCGGGCGAUUCAGGAUGUUUUUCUGUAUGAGGCGUUCAAGGGGUUUGAGGUGAGGUUUUAUCUGGGCAUCGUGGUGGAGGGGGAGGAGGAUGUGGUGGUUGUGUUCCCGGUGAGUUCGUUCGUUCGUUUUCCUCUUGGUGGGAAUGAUUGGGUGGAAGGAGGGUCAGGAUCGGGAUUGCUGAUGGUGAUUGAUUUGUCGUGCAGAGUAUCCUGCCGAGACGCGAGAUUUUGGAGAAGGUCUGGAGGGGAGCGAGGUGA